Nannizzia gypsea CBS 118893 is the source of this 984-nucleotide messenger RNA. RefSeq lists its product as hypothetical. Gene Ontology annotation, biological process: negative regulation of transcription by RNA polymerase II; positive regulation of transcription by RNA polymerase II; transcription by RNA polymerase II. The record is from RefSeq and is a predicted model, not a curated record. Lineage: Eukaryota; Fungi; Ascomycota; Eurotiomycetes; Onygenales; Arthrodermataceae. The transcript is spliced from 2 exons. Gene Ontology annotation, molecular function: protein heterodimerization activity; RNA polymerase II general transcription initiation factor activity; core promoter sequence-specific DNA binding. Gene Ontology annotation, cellular component: negative cofactor 2 complex; nucleus. The coding region runs from base 1 to 984 and encodes 327 amino acids.
AUGACAGACCAAGACAACUCGUACAGACCGCGCUCGCCUGAUUUUUCGGGUUUCGCCGGCAGCGUGCCCCCGUUCCACGACUACGGCCAUCACUCCUCCUACGCCGCAGCCUUCGCGACUCCAAUCUCACCACAAGCCUCCUACGACGCUUCUCCUUUCUUCAGCCCACAACCUCACCACCAGCUGCAGACCCCAUACCAGCAGUACCCCCCACAGUAUCAGCUGCAACACCAGCACGAACACGAGCACCAGCACCAGCACCAGCACCAGCACCCCCACCAUCAACCACAUCCACACUCACACCAGCAGCCGUACAUACCCCAACUCUACUCCCCGACGGACGAUAUGGCUCCCACUACCCGGUCUAGGGCCCAGGCCAUGCAGCAGCCGCAGCACAUGCUCGAACAGCAGCAGCAGCAGCAGCAGCAACAACAACAGUACCAUCACGCUCAGAGCCUCCAGCACCAACAGCACCAGCUUCAGCAGCUCCAGCAGCAACCGCUCCAGCCACUGCCACCGCCUCCACCGCCACCACAGCAACUGAACGCGGUAGAGCAGCCGCCUAUGGAACCACCCGAGCCAGAGCAGCCGAAGGAGAAGAGCUUAGGCCCCUCUUGCGGUAUAGAAGUCAAGACCAAGUUCCCCGUUGCUCGGAUAAAGCGUAUCAUGCAGGCAGACGAGGAUGUCGGCAAGGUCGCCCAGGUCACUCCCAUCGCCGUCUCCAAAGCAUUGGAACUGUUCAUGAUAUCCCUAGUCACAAAGGGCGCACAGGUGGCUAGAGACCGUUCAUCCAAGCGUAUCACUGCCAACCACCUCAAGGAAGCCAUUGGCAAGGACGAAGUUCUUGACUUCCUCGCAGACAUCAUCUCCAAGGUCCCUGACGCCCCCGUGGGCAAGAAACACGACGAGGACGGCAGUGACGGGAACGACAAGCCCAAGAAAAAGGGCAGCCGGCGGAAGAGAGAAGACAUGGAUGACGACUAG